Messenger RNA from Alosa alosa (allis shad), 2916 nucleotides. RefSeq names its product phospholipase A2, group VI (cytosolic, calcium-independent) (gene pla2g6). The coding region runs from base 166 to 2661 and encodes 831 amino acids. Gene Ontology annotation, cellular component: mitochondrion. Gene Ontology annotation, biological process: cardiolipin acyl-chain remodeling; positive regulation of ceramide biosynthetic process. The record is from RefSeq and is a predicted model, not a curated record. The transcript has 18 exons. NCBI's taxonomy places the organism in Eukaryota, Metazoa, Chordata, Actinopteri, Clupeiformes, Clupeidae. Gene Ontology annotation, molecular function: protein binding.
UAGAAUAAGACGAUUAGUCCUGUCAAGGUUUAUUGAUCACAGAACACGUCAUUGUGUAUUGGUUAACACGAUAACCUGUCACCGUGUUAGCGAUGUGCCAGUGCCAGCUAAGUUAACUAACAUUAGUGAGAAGUAGGCUACCAUACAGCGUGCUCAGGCAGUCAUAUGAAUGCUUUUAGCGGUAUGCAGUUCUUGGGGCGUCUCUUGGACACUGUGUCCUCUGUCUCCAACUUGUUCUCCAACCCAUACCGUGUGAGGGAAGUUCCACUGUCUGACUACAGUGGAGGGGGGCGGACAAGGCUGAAGGACGAUGGCAAGGUAGUUUUGUACAGAAAUACACAGUCAUGGGACUGCCUGCUGCUGUGUCCGGAGACACCUGCAACUGCACUCAGGUUGUUCCAAGUCCCCUCUGAAGAGGAUGCUAUGAACUGGUACCCUCAAUAUGCCCUCAAACUCCGGCCCUUCUAUGAGAUGCUCCCGUCAUUAAAACCUGAGACCAUCCAGCCAAUAGUGGACUGCAUUCGCAACCAUCCCGACUGGAGCUCCGCCCAUAUUGCUGUGGAUACAGGAUUAAGAGACUGCUUGAAACACAAUUAUGUUCUGAGUCAAAUCAAUGCUCGUGAUGGCCAGGGUCAAACACCCCUACACCUGGCCUGUGAGCGAGGUGAUGUUGCCUGUGUUAGUGAGCUUCUCGACGAGUGCCAGGCUCGCACCGACAUCAAAGACAAAAAUGGAGAUACGCCCAUGCACUGUGCUGCUAAGCAGGACACAGCAGCAGUCAUAGAGGUGCUGUGCUGCCGUCUGUGUGCCGGGGUGAACGAACUCAACCUGGCAGGUGAGACACCCCUCCACGUGGCCUGCCGCCAGGGACGCACCGAGGCGGUCAAGGCUCUGCUGGGCGGCGGGGCCAAGUGCGACGUUCUUGGAGGCCACUGUUACCCCAUUCACGCUGCUAUGAAGUACAGCCAGAAAGGCUGUGCGGAGGCCAUUUUGACAGCUGACCCUGCUCAGCUCCAGGCAGAGGACCACACGUAUGGAGGCACUCCACUGCACUGGGCCAAGACUUCUGAGAUGACUCGGAUGUUGCUGGAUAGAGGCUGCAAUGUGAACUACCUCAGCAAGACAGGGGAGAGCCCACUCCACAUCCUGACCAAGAAGGAUCGCUUUGAGGCAGCCAUGGUCCUGCUUACGCAUGGCGGUGACGCCAACAUCCGUGGCCCAGACGGAAACACUGCCCUUCACCUGGCCAUGAAGCUGGACCACAUGGACCUGAUAAAGGCUUUGAUCGUGUUCGGAGCAGAUGUGGAGAUCCACAACGACCUGGGGGAGACGCCAGGCCUCAUCGCUGCCCGCAGCAGCAAAGGCCCCAACAGAAAGAUUCUGCUGGACAUGCUAUGUAGUGUAGGAGCCCAGCGCUGCCACCCCCCAUCCUCAGAGCUGCUCUCCCCCAACAGGAGAGUGACCAGUCCUGGCAUAGGGUUUGAGGACCUCAUGCACGUGUCUGCUACCAUCUCAGCCAUGAGUGGGGGCAGGAUGGAGGUGGAUGGGAUCAAACCAGGAAGCAGGAAGCUGGACAGGCUGCUGUGUCUGGACGGAGGCGGGAUCAAGGGCCUGGUUCUGAUCCAGUUGCUGAUUGCUCUGGAACGAGAGGCUGGUCGGCCAAUCAGAGAGCUCUUUGACUGGGUGGCGGGAACUAGCACUGGAGGCAUACUUGCUCUGGCUGUUAUACAUGGUAAGUCCAUGCCGUACCUGCGCUGUCUGUACUUUCGCAUGAAGGAGCAGGUGUUCAAAGGCUCGCGGCCGUACGAGUCGGCCCCUCUGGAGGACUUUCUCAAGAAGGAGUUUGGAGAGAACACCAAAAUGACCGAUGUGAAACACCCCAGGGUGAUGGUGACGAGUGUCCUUGCGGACAGACAUCCCGGGGAGCUGCACAUCUUUAGGAACUAUGACCCCCCAGCCCUCCAGUGUGACCCACCGUAUGCCUCCACUGCCACCUUUAAGCCUCUCACCAUCCCAGAAGGAUGGGAGGAUGAGGAUGUGUUGAUAGUUGGAUACACUGUGGAACCCCCCAGAAAGCGUAGGAAGGUGACUGAUGAAGAACAAUUGGUAUGGCGUGCUGCCCGCUCCAGUGGUGCCGCCCCCACCUACUUUCGGCCAAUGGGCCGCUUCCUGGACGGAGGGCUGCUGGCCAAUAACCCCACUCUGGACGCCAUGACAGAGAUUCACCACCACAACAAGGCCCUGAAGGCCCAGGGGAGAGAUGUGGAGGUGCGGAAGCUGGGUGUGGUGCUGUCUCUGGGCACUGGGAAACCCCCUCAGGUGGCGGUCAGCUCCGUGGACGUGUUCCGGCCCUCCAACCCCCUGGAGCUGGCCAAGUCCUUUGUUGGAGCCAAAGAACUGGGCAAGAUGCUAGUGGACUGUUGCACGGACUCUGAUGGCUGUGCCGUGGACCGGGCUCGUUCCUGGUGUGAGAUGACGGACAUAAUCUACCACAGGCUGAGUCCCUCAGCUGUCCCUGGAGGUGUUGCUGGACGAGGUGAGCGACGCGGUGCUGGUGGACAUGCUGUGGGAGACGCAGAUGUAUCUGUACGAGCAGAGGGCCCAGAUCCACACACUCGCCCAGCAGCUGCUGCAGGCCUGAACCUACCUGACCACACCUGACCAAUCAGAUGUGGUCAUACAGCAUGGAGUAGAGACAGAGGCUAGAGAGAAGGAUGUGUGUCUGUAAUGGCCCAGUAAGAUGGACUCUGACAUUAACAUGACCUAACACUAACUUGUCAGUGGGGGGGAGGGAGACUGACCGUGAUUUUCAGGGAAAGGAUAUAUAUUGGCUGUGUGUGUGUGUGUGUGUGUGUGUGUGUCUGUAUAUUGUGUGUGUUUGUGUGUGUGUGUGUGUGUGUGUGUGUGUGUUGUGUG